UUAACCAAAUUCAAGAAGAAGAUCUGAAGUCGCAUAGACCGUGAAGAACCGGCGUAGCAGUAGACCCAGCCACGCACAGUGUAUCGAGCAAAGCAAAGCGAAGCUGAGCUGGCGUACAGUCCAAAGCGAGCCAUGGCGGAGCUCCGCCACUCGAGCUCCAUGAGCAGCCGAGCCACGGCGUCUCCGAUGAAGCGAGACGACGUCUCUUCACCAUUGUCCCCCGACAACCUCCCCUACGACGACGAUGACGAUCGUCACUCCCGAGAUCGAGUCCGCUCUUUUUUGUCAAAUUUCCAGUCGUUAUUGCCGUUCUUGGGUGAUGAAACUAGGGUUCAUUCUCGUAAUUUUAAGAUCUCGCUUUUCUUGUUCCUCAUCGUCAUUCUUGCUGGAUUAGUUUUGGUGUCUUCAAUCGUGAAUCGAUGGAAUGCCCCGUACUUGUGCAGAAAAGAUAGCAUUGUUCUUCGCUGUCCACGUGUUAAGGAGCCUCCUUCACUUUGGGAGAAUCCUUAUUCAGCCACCACUUCAUGGAAGCCUUGUGCUGAGCGACGUAAUGGUGCAAUUUCAGAUCUUCCGCGUGCGAAUGAGACAAAUGGAUACAUAUUUAUACACGCUGAGGGUGGGCUAAACCAACAAAGGAUUGCUAUAUGCAAUGCUGUUGCUGUGGCUAAACUAUUGAAUGCAACCCUCAUUUUGCCAGUGUUAAAGCAAGACCAGAUCUGGAAGGACCAGACGAAAUUUGAAGACAUAUUCGAUGUAGAUCACUUCAUUGAUUACUUGAAGGAUGAUGUUCAAAUAGUUCGUGAUAUCCCUGAAUGGUUUACUGACAAAUCAGAGCUGUUCACAAGUAUUAGACGGACGGUCAAGAACAUUCCAAAGUAUGCUCCAGCACAAUUUUAUAUUGACAAUGUUUUGCCUCGGAUCAAGGAGAAGAAGAUAAUGGCCUUAAAACCCUUUGUGGAUCGACUUGGGUAUGAUAAUGUUCCUCCAGAAAUCAACAGACUAAGGUGCAGGGUUAACUAUCAUGCUUUAAAAUUUCUUCCGGAGAUUGAUCGGAUGGCUGAUCAAUUAGUAUCAAGAAUGAGAAACCGCACAGGAAACUCAAAUCAUUUCAUGGCUCUUCACCUUAGGUUUGAGAAAGGGAUGGUGGGCCUGUCAUUCUGUGAUUUUGUGGGGAGAAGGCUGGAGAAAGCUCUAAUGUCUGCAUACAGAUCGAAAGAAUGGCCUCGACGGUUCAAGGAUGGUUCCCAUCUAUGGGGACUGGCUCUGCAGAAGCGGAAGGAAGGACGGUGCCCUCUUGAGCCUGGGGAGGUGGCAGUGAUGCUUCGGGCAAUGGGCUAUCCGAAGGAAACUCAAAUAUAUGUUGCUUCUGGGCAGGUUUAUGGUGGGCAGAACCGUAUGGCACCGCUCAGGAACAUGUUCCCAAACCUUGUUACAAAGGAGGAGUUGGCAGGCAAGGAGGAGUUGGAUGGCUUCAGGAAGCAUGUCACAAGCUUGGCAGCCCUCGAUUUCUUGGUCUGUCUGAAGUCUGAUGUGUUUGUCAUGACCCAUGGAGGCAACUUUGCAAAACUGAUAAUUGGGGCUCGUAGGUACAUGGGUCACCGCCAAAAAUCCAUAAAACCAGAUAAGGGGCUAUUGUCCAAAUCUCUAGGGGACCCCUAUAUGGGCUGGGCCUCCUUUGUGGAAGAUGUGGUUGUUACCCACCAGUCACGGGCUGGAUUGCCUGAAGAAACCUUCCCCAACUAUGAUAUUUGGGAAAACCCUUUGACACCUUGCAUGUGCAGAGCCUGACCGUGACAGUUUUGAUUUUGAAGAUGGAUUUUUUGGGAAUUAUUUGGAAGUGAGUUUCCUUCAAUUGCUUUGUGCUUAACAUCUUGAAAGAUUACACAGCUUGGAAGGUUUGAAGCAAUCCACAUUGCCCAAAGCACCAGCGAGGAUGGAAUGAAAGUUUUAUGCGUGACAGGUAUAGGCUUGUAGGAGAGGUUUGCUGCCCCCAGGAGAGGCCUUGGAUGUGAUCUAUUCUUCUUUUGGGGGUAUUUAACAGUUUUGUAUCCUGAAAAUCACUGAUUUAUCAUUUUUUGAAUAAUGGUGCUAUACUAUGUAAAUUAUUAUCAAAAUGCGUUGUGCAAAACGUCUAUCAAUCAAACAGCUGUUGUUGGCUUCUAUUGUGCAGACCUAUCUCGAUGGUGGAUUGGUGGCAUAUACACCAAAGACGAUCAAGAUAAUAGUGUAUCUUAUU
Molecule: messenger RNA, 2236 nt
Organism: Ilex paraguariensis (yerba mate)
Lineage: Eukaryota; Viridiplantae; Streptophyta; Magnoliopsida; Aquifoliales; Aquifoliaceae
Source: the annotation of a GenBank genome assembly